Messenger RNA from Miscanthus lutarioriparius, 1092 nucleotides. The record is from the annotation of a GenBank genome assembly. NCBI's taxonomy places the organism in Eukaryota, Viridiplantae, Streptophyta, Magnoliopsida, Poales, Poaceae.
AUGGACGCCGGAGACAGGAUCAGCGACCUCCCCGAUGAACUGCUCCACCAUGCCAUGUCCUUCUUGCCGGCAAGGGACGUCGUUCGCACGUGCGUGCUGUCGACUAGGUGGCGUCACCUAUGGGUGUCCAUGCCGUACCUCAGUGUCGACACCGGGGAUUUCAUCAACCAGAGAAGCUUCAUCAAGUUUGUGACUUCGUUGCUUCUGAGUCGUGGUUGCGGACCUCUGGAUUCGUUCAGACUGGAUGCCAAUGGGCCUGGCAUCUUUCUUGAAAAUUUCCGUGACACUGCCUGCCUGUGGAUCUGCCAUGCCCUGAGGAGCAAUGUUCAUACACUAAGCAUUAUGGAUCACGAGUUGAAAGAGGAAGGGGAAGGGGAAAGCGAAGAGAGACCUGAUGCCUUCUGGCUUGGCCACUGUCCCUUCAUGUCAUUGUACUUGAAAAAAUUGCAUCUCCGUGGUGUUAGCGUGGACAAAUGCUUUGCGAAGAAUCUAUUUUCUGGCUGCACAGCAUUGGAAGACCUAGAUAUGAUAAACUGUGUGAUCCUUGCCACCGAAUUUUCCUCCACCACAUUGAAGAGGCUGAGCAUUGACUAUCAUGGUUUCUGCCGCAGUGAAGGGUAUGACUAUGAAGACAUUGUGAUAAACAUGCCUAGUCUCAUCUCACUUCACAUUGGAGCACUUUGUGCAAUGCUGUCUCUUGUGGAUGUUCAGUCAUUGAUAACAGCCUCAGUUUGCUUGGAUGAUCAGAAUGCAACAUUUGCUGGUGCUUGCAACAUUCUUGGUGCUCUUUCAAGUGUGAAGAACUUGGAGUUGCUGUUUCCAGUGUGUGUGCUUUUUGGUAGUGAACAUUUUGCAUUGUGUCGUAGUAUUGCUGCUGUAGAUUGCCCAUUCAAAGAAACAAUGAGACGAUUCCAAUGUGAAAAGCUCAAGAAAGUUGAAAUCAUCUGCCCACAGGGCGACCGAAGGGUGGGAAUGCUGGUGACAAUACUUUUGACCAGAAUAAUAUCACCCCCUGAAAUUAGUGUUAAGCCAUCUCCAGAUAUUCCAUGGAAUACUGCCUAUUUUUCCUACAAAUGGACGAGUUUGGGCUAG